Colletotrichum abscissum is the source of this 1713-nucleotide messenger RNA. RefSeq names its product FAD binding domain-containing protein. NCBI's taxonomy places the organism in Eukaryota, Fungi, Ascomycota, Sordariomycetes, Glomerellales, Glomerellaceae. The coding region runs from base 1 to 1713 and encodes 570 amino acids. The record is from RefSeq and is a predicted model, not a curated record. Gene Ontology annotation, molecular function: FAD binding; oxidoreductase activity. The transcript is spliced from 2 exons.
AUGAAGAGCUUUGUCCUCCAAGCGGCCCUCGCCGGCGCGGCCCUCGCUGCUCCGAACCACCGAAUCGGCACCGCCUUCACUGAGCGCGCCGCCGGUGACUGCAAGUGUUUCCCCGGCGAUGCUUGCUGGCCUGCCACGGCGCAGUGGGAUGCCCUCAACACCACUGUUGGCGGCAACCUGAUCGCGACUGUACCUCUUGGCGCGCCAUGCCACGACCCCGUCUACGAUGCGGCCACCUGCGCUACUCUGCAGAGUGAAUGGCAGGAUGCGGAGAUCCACAUGGGAUCCUCUUCCUCCAUUAUGGCUCCCUUCUUCGCCAACCAGAGCUGCGACCCCUUCCAACCGCAGUCUCGUGCUUGUACUCUGGGCAAUUACGUCGUCUACGCCGUUGACGCCAAGACCCCCGAGCAUAUCGCGGCCACCAUCUCCUUCGCAGCUCAGAACAACAUUCGCUUCAUUAUCCGUAACACCGGCCAUGACUACCUUGGUCGCUCCACCGGAGCCGGAGCCCUCUCCGUCUGGACUCACCAUCUGACCAGCACCGAGGUUGUUGACUGGAACACCGCCUCCUACACCGGCAAGGCCAUGAAGGUCGGUGCCGGUACCCAGGGCUUCGACGUUAUGGAGGCUGCCCACAACGCCGGCCUUGCUGUUGUUGGUGGCGAGUGCCCUACCGUCGGUAUUGCUGGAGGUUACACACAGGGCGGUGGCCACAGUGCUUUGUCCACUUCCUUCGGUCUUAGCGCCGAUAACGUCCUGGAGUGGCAGGUUGUCAUCGCCAACGGUACUCUCCUGACUGCUUCUCAGACCCAGAAUGCUGAUCUCUACUGGGCUCUCUCCGGCGGUGGCCCCGGUAACUGGGGUGUUGUCACCUCCAUGACCGUCAAGGCUCACGCCGAUGCCAAGUUCGGUGGUGCUACUCUCGUCAUGAUGGCUGCCGACAACGACAACACUGCAUUCUUCAACGCCAUCGAUGCUUUCCACGAGGAGCUUGCCGGUAUGGUCGACGGCGGCUCCAUGGUCGUCUACUACUUCGCCGCCGGUUUCUUCCAGAUCGCCCCCCUCAACGCGUACAACAAGACCGCCGCUGAGGUCAAGACCCUGCUCGCCCCCUUCGUCGCCCGUCUCGACGCUCUCAAGAUGAACUACACCACUACCUACACCGAGUACGAGAGCUACUACAACCACUACGACAAGUACUUCGGCCCUCUGCCCAUCGGUAACAUUCAGGUCGGCAUUGCCCAGUACGGCGGCCGCCUCAUCCCCCGCGACAACAUCACCAACAUCGGCUCUUUCUCUCGCAGCGUGGCCGAGAAGGGCGUCACCUUCAUCGGCGUCGGGACCGACGUUGGCAAGUUUGGCAACAAGGAGACCAACUCCGUUACCCCCGCCUGGCGCAACGCCCUCGUCCACGCCACCCUGACCACAGUUUGGAACUUCACCGCCCCCUGGGAGGAGAUGAUUGCCAACCAGGACCUCAUGACCAACGUCGUUAUGAAGGAGAUUGAGGCGCUCACCCCCGCUGGUGGUGCCUACAUGAACGAGGCCGACUUCCAGCAGCCCAACUUCCAGACCGAGUUCUUCGGCAGCAACUACAAGUCCCUCUUGUGCCUGAAGCAGAAGUGGGACCCUGAAGGAUUCUUCUACGUUCGCAACGCCGUAGGCAGCGAGUCGUGGAGCGUUGCUGAUAAUGGAAGAAUGUGCCGUGUUUGA